Molecule: messenger RNA, 1295 nt
Organism: Strigops habroptila (Kakapo)
Lineage: Eukaryota; Metazoa; Chordata; Aves; Psittaciformes; Psittacidae
Gene: RAB36
Product: RAB36, member RAS oncogene family
Molecular function (GO): GTP binding; GTPase activity
Source: RefSeq, a predicted model, not a curated record
AUGAAGUCCAACCUAAUGCAUUUGGUCCCCCCAGUGAGUAGGGACAGAAUACUCUCCUGGUUUCCCAAACUGUUCUCCUAUUUUCAAUGGUACGCACCUGAGGCCUCUUUGCAGUUCAAAGAGCACUUCAGGACUGCUUGUCAGCAGAGCACUGAGACAAAUUCUACAGUAGGAGACCACAUGCACGUUGGGAAAACCAGCCUUAUCCACAGAUUUUAUAAAGAUAAGUUUGACUGAGACUACAAGGCUACCAAUGGAGUGGAUUUUGAAAUGGAAUGUUUUGAAAUAAUUGGAAUAUCAUCUACUGUCCAGAUAUGGGACACAGCAGGUCAGGAGAAGUUCAAGUGCAUUGCAUCUGUUUAUUACCAAGGAGCAGUGGUUAUAAUAACAGUGUUUGAUCUGGCUGAUACCCAGACUUUGGAUCACAUCAAAUAAUGGCUAGAAGAUGCAUUGAGGGAGAAUGAGCCAGAUUCCAGCUUCAUCUUUCUAGUUGGAACAAAAAAAAAAAAAAAAGAUUUGGUGGCAAGGGUUCCCCAUUGUAAGACAAUGUACAAAAUACUCUGCAAAGAUGACUUGUCCAUCAAAAAUGGGCUAGAAAUUGAAAGUGAAGAGCAAGAUACUGAUAUGAUUGAUCACAGAGAACAAAUGAGAGGGGAAACAGAACUAAACAUAAAGUGCAAGAAAGCAAAAUCCAUUGAAGGGCUCGGGGAAAUUGUCAAAGAAUUCUUUUCCCAAGUUUCUACCCUUGAACAGUCCAUGAUAACGGAGCUGGAGAAAAUUUCUGGGCACAUUGCCCAGAUUGGGGCAGGAAACCUCAUCAAACUGGAAAAAAACAUGAUGGAAAUCCCAAAACACAACUCUCAAGUAAGCCUGAGCUGCUGCUGACUGUCAAGUGCUUCUGCAAACACCAUGAUCCUCUGUAGUCUAGCAUACCUACAACACCCGGAACAAAGAAAGUUCUCAAAGCAGUAAUAGAAAGUUUUAUUUUUGGAAAUCAAGGAGGAAAACUUCUCCAAACCUUCUUUCUGAGAGUUCCGUUGCUGCUGCAGGCUCACUUGUGCAGGAUGGUACAGUUUUACAUAAACCUUUCUCUCUGAGUGGAAACAAAACAUCCUUGUCUUAAUGCAAGAAGACAUUGCCAGUGCCAUGUGCUCACCUGUGUGCCAGAAACACUUGUAGUGAGUAGUGAAAAAUACGUAAUUUUAGUGUAUUAUUCUUCGAUAAUUCUCUACAACUUUUAGAUAGUGAGGUCGUGUUAUCAAAGAAGCAGAAAACAAACGGCAGUUCAGAAUAAA